UAGAUGGCAGUAUAAAGUCACGUGAAUAGUGAAUGUUAAUUUUUGUUUUAUGUAUAUGUAGUUUUAGUUCUCUAUGUGUUUUGUCUCAAUAAAGUUGUGUAAUUAAAACCGGCAUGGUAAGUGAUUAUUUUUCCCGAGAUGAAUAAAUCCUUUUUCAUUUGUGGCGCCAUUACGUGGGGCAGAUGUGGAUGACUCAUGUAAGUGACUUUGAUUUUUGAAUUUGCUUGAAACUUGAAUAGAAUUGAAUUUUGAAUUUGGGAACUUUAGAAUUGAAUUUGAAUAACCAUGUCGGUCAGUGAUAAUGAGACAGAUGAAAUUGAUGAAAACUCGAAGAAAAAAACCAUUCAAAAGAGAACAACAUAUAGAGCAUUAACGACUAAACUGCUUAAUAAAAUAGAAUCCUGUUAUAAAGAUGAAAAUUUAGAUGAUGAGAAUAAAAAUGAAGAACUAAAAACCUUAUACGAUCAAUUGAUUGAAAAAGAAUAUGAGCUUGUAAAACUUAACAUAAAGAUAGAGGCAUUUAUUUCCGUUGACGAAAUUGAAAGGGAAAUAAUUUCGGUUGAUGAAUAUUCGGAGAAAAUUUUAAAAUGGAAAAGUAAAGUUAAACGAAAAAUUGAUAAAAUUAAUGAAGAAACGCAAUCGGUUUCUAGUCACGAAAAUUUACCUCUAAGUUCAUUAAAUAGAACUCCCAUGAUAGAACACAAAAAAUUGAUUUCUUUACCGAAAUUAACUUUGCCUAAAUAUUUUGGAGACCCCUGUUUAUGGCUUGAAUUUUGGGCCCAAUUUGAAGAUGCAGUGCAUAAAAAUACCGAAUUAUCAAAUGUCGAAAAAUUCCAUUACUUAAAAAAUUCGUUGGGUGGUUUGGCAUUAAAUUCUAUUAAGGGUUUUUGUUUGACAGAUUCUAAUUAUGACAAAUGCAUAAAAUUAAUAUCUGAUAGAUUUGGACGAGAGGAUCUUGUAAUUAAUGGUCACAUGACUAAACUCCUUAAUUUAGAACCCGUGAAAAACUCUUCUAAUUUGAGAGCGUUUCGAAAUUUAUAUGAUCAACUUGAAAUUAAUAUUCGUUCCCUUGAAAGUUUGAAGGUCGCAUCUGGUUCGUAUGGCCAGCUUUUGUGUCCCAUAAUUCUAAAACUAUUACCUCCUGAUGUUAGUUUGGGAUAUAACAAAAUAAAAGAAUCUAAAGGUCAGUUUAAUGUAAAUGAAUUAAUGAAGUUUAUCAAAAUCGAAUUAGAAUCGAGAGAAUCGUCAUUACAGCUAACACAACCAAAAAUUGAUUAUUCCCCUCCAUAUCAUCGUUCGGCAAACGAAUCAUACGCGAAAAGAAAUAAUCCGCACACUUCCGCCUUAACUACUAUCAUAAAAGAUAAAAAAUGCAUAUUUUGUUUUAAGGGACACGAUUCUUUAAAUUGUCGCUUAUUAUCACUUUUUGAGAAAAGGGCCAAAUUAAAAAGAGAAGGUCGCUGCUUUAAAUGCUUAUGUAAAGGUCAUUUGAGUGUAGAAUGCCAGGAAAAUGUUCGAUGUAAAAAAUGUGUAGCUCAAAAAGAAAAAAAAAAUGACUUCACUUAA
This is a messenger RNA of Parasteatoda tepidariorum (common house spider), 1566 nucleotides long. Lineage: Eukaryota; Metazoa; Arthropoda; Arachnida; Araneae; Theridiidae. The record is from RefSeq and is a predicted model, not a curated record.